CCGGGGGUCGGCCGAACGGGGCAGCGUAGUGGUAUUCGGUAAAAGGCCUCGGAGGCUCGCGAUCGCGCUCGCCAUGCUGCAGAUCAAGUUCGGGUCCAUGACGUUGUAGGUGAAGGCAUUAUGCUGGUAAUCUGUCUGUGAAGUGGCCCACUGAAAGAAUUUCCGUGCGAGAGUCACAUAUGUUUGUCGCUUGAGGACCUCACUGACAUGGAACGGAUCGAGCUUGAUGCCCAUCUGUGAAAGCGAAGUCAAGCUAUCGGCACGGUUCAAAAUUCGGCAAACAAGAUCUACAAGAACCUGCCCUUUGCCCAACUGAGGAGGCCUACCUUCUCUAACUCUACCUUCUGCAGGCCUGUAUCUUGUAGGUGAUCCCCUGCGCAUUCUUUCGGCAUUCCGCUUAAUCACAGGGACCCCAUUUAGAGCAGCUGACGAAACUGUGCAAAAGUGCGCAACUAGUCUAUGAAUCCACUUGAUCCAUCAGUAAAAAGUCCGGGGCUGGAGGACACAUUUGAUACUUGUCCGGGCAUCAAAGAAGCCAAAGCGAACCUAGUGGCUAAAAUGCUCUUCACGUCUGCCAGAGAAAAUUUUGGUUUGCCGAAUGAAGCUCCUCUCCGCUUCUAGUUCUGCCCGCAAUCCGUGACACCAUUGAUGUCAGCCUGGGUGUCAUCGAAAGGAAAACAUUUAUUUUCUGGAGAAUUAUGAGGGUGUCCAUGCGCAGAAGUCUGGGUAGAGUGUAGUCUGGGUACUGUACUGUAGCUUGACAUUUUCUCCCAGUAUCGAACUCCGAGUGCAUGCACAGAGAGAGUCAUCAACAUCAAUCUUCCGCGCUGUCUUUCCGGGCAGUUGCUAGAAAUCGAGUGCUAUUCCUAGGACCGAGCUUCUUCUACACAGCUUUGGGCGAGUAGUAUGUUGAACUUGUUUUUGACCCUACAAGACUCCGGCGAAUCAUAGUAUACAGCGAGAGGUGAAUACCCGAAGCUUGGAGAAUCCGCAAAACUUCAUGCGGACUAUGUACUACAUCAUCCACUAGUAUCAGCUCUCUACAUUCGCCGAAAUGUUGAAAAUAUAUGUAGUCGGAAGCGGCGAGUGGAACACAUCCCAACCACAGAACUCUGUCUACAUGCGGCAGAAUCUUGGCAAGGUGGAGCGUAAACUUUGAUACAUGGAUGUUAAAAAUUGUCCUUUGGAGAGUCUCUCAUGAUCCAGCGAUCAUUCACCGGACCAAACUGAGCGACACAGCCUCCAUCUUUGGAUCCGAUGAUUUGUACGAGCUCCCCAUACGUGUACUGCGGUCGCACAUGGAAACUUGAGAAAUCAUGGUAACGCGAAAUUAGAAACAUUCAUGCCAUCAAUACUGCAGUUUAUAACAUGGAAUUUGAUUUUUAGAUUUAACGUUUAGAUUUUUGGGUUUAAAUUCAUUUAGGUUUUUUCUUUUUUUAUGCUCUACAGGCCGGUUUUCAGCUUUAUCUAUCUAUCCAUAGAUAACCUAUUAAAGGCAAAGUUUUUUUUUUAUGCUUUCACGUGUUUUUUCAAUUAUAUUAGACUGACCGAAGUGAAGCAUUAUGGAGUCUUGUAGGGUACGUUAAA
This is a messenger RNA of Marchantia polymorpha subsp. ruderalis, 1587 nucleotides long. Lineage: Eukaryota; Viridiplantae; Streptophyta; Marchantiopsida; Marchantiales; Marchantiaceae. The record is from the annotation of a GenBank genome assembly.